AAUAUCAGCUGUCAAAUGUUAGCAAAGUUUGUUGCUUGCAGUACAAGUAAAUAUGCUUAUCGCGAAGUUUAAACCCUUAAAUCAGAAACAGAGGAUAUAUAGCUGAACUCCACACAAUUGAGGAAACUUGGUUUACUAUUGAGCUGUUUGAUAUUGUGUUGCCGUCAGUAGUUCAAAGUCUGCGCAUUCAUUCUGUUACACAACAGUCGGGCCGUAGUGAUGGCAGAUGCAGGUAACAGACCCAAAACGCUCAACUUUAACGUCGGUGUCCUCGGUCAUGUGGACAGCGGCAAAACGUCACUUGCCCGGGCGUUGAGCAGCACCGCAUCCACCGCAGCCUUCGACAAGAACCCUCAGUCCAAGGAGCGGGGCAUCACUCUAGAUCUCGGGUUCAGUGCGUUCACUGUGCCUUUUCCCGAGCACCUGAGUAAAACCUGCGGGGACCGAAAUUAUGACAGUCUGCAGUUUACACUGGUGGACUGCCCGGGCCAUGCUUCCCUCAUACGCACCAUCAUCGGGGGCGCUCAGAUCAUUGAUCUGAUGAUGUUGGUGGUUGACGUUGUCAAAGGCAUGCAAACGCAAACAGCAGAGUGCCUUCUGAUAGGCCAGCUCACCUGCUCUCACAUGGUCGUCAUCCUCAACAAAAUAGACCUGUUGCCUAGUGACAAGAGACAGGGGGCAAUGGAUAAGAUGACCAAGAGGAUGCACAAAACUCUUGAGAACACUAGAUUUAAAGGCUGCCCUGUUAUUGCUGUGGCAGCUAAACCAGGUGGUCCCGAGGCCCCGGAUACAGAGGAGGCACAAGGAAUCUCUGAACUUAUAGAAUUGCUGAAGUCCCAGGCGUUCCUUCCUCAAAGAGAUCCAUCAGGUACCCUUCUGAUGGCAGUAGAUCACUGCUUUUCCAUCCGUGGCCAGGGAACUGUUAUUACCGGCACCAUCCUGCAAGGGUCUGUCAAUGUCAACGAUACUGUGGAGAUACCGGCUCUGAAGGUAACCCGCAAAGUAAAAUCUAUCCAGAUGUUCCGGAAACCAGUUCCCAGCGCCAUGCAAGGAGAUCGGGUUGGUGUGUGUGUGACGCAGUUUGACCCAAAGCUAUUGGAACGAGGUGUAGUAUGCACACCAGGUUCAUUGCGAACUCUAUACGCCGCUGUCAUAUCCGUCCAAAAGAUCGAAUACUAUCGUGGAGUGGUAAGCAGCCGCGCCAAGUUCCACAUCACCGUUGGACACGAAACCGUCAUGGCGCGUAUUUCGUUCUUCCAUCGAGUGCCGCCUGAGAACCAAACUGGAGACUGUAGCCCUUCCUCUCAAAAGCAAUGCUCAGAUUUUUUCUCGUUUGAUUGGGAGUUUCACCACUUGGAUGAGUAUUUGAUGUGUCCGGGAGAUGGUGAGAGGCAGGAGGUACAGCAAUGGGCGUUACUCGAGUUCGAACGGCCGGUCACGUGUCCGCCACUCUGCUUAGUAAUUGGCUCACGACUGGACUCGGAUAUUCAUGGUAACACAUGCAGGCUUGCCUUUCACGGAAAGUUGUUGGAAGGGUUUGAAGACAAAAACUACACGGAAACAGCGCUGCCUCGACUUAAAAUUAGCAAAUACAAGCAGAAGGAAGGAGCAGUGGAACGGGUGAUGGAUGACUACACUGUGAUUGGUCGGAACCUGUUUAAGAAGGAGACCAACCUUCAGCUCUUCGUGGGUUUAAAAGUUACACUGUCGACUGGAGAAACAGGGACCAUUGAAGGCGGCUUCGGCCAGAGCGGCAAGAUCAAAAUCCGAAUGCCAGAGGGUCUGAAAGAAGAAACCAAGCAGCUUCUGUCCUCUUCCUCUAAGAAGAAGGGAAAGGGUGGGACCAAAAAUGAACCAUCCAAAUCUGAAGAAACCAAGCCUAACUCUCAGCCUGUCACCAUUCACCUGAACUUCAAACGUUAUGUUUAUGACCCCCACAAAAAAAUGGUGCAGUCGUGACACUCAUAAUGAUCUUUCUGGGUGAGCUGAUUUGAGAAGAUCUGGAAGGGGAGGUUGCAGGAAUAAUCAUGUUCUGAGAAGAUGCUUAGUAUGAUACUGAGUAUAUAUUAGUAUAGAGUGAGUUGGCAACUCUUGUGUACAUUUCUUUGUUUGAAGAGAUUAUUUUCUUUUCUUUUCUUUUAGUUUAAUUUUUCUUUUAUGUAAGGAAUAACAACGAUCAAUGACAAUGAAAAGGGAUGUUCCUUCAGUACACAACAUCCUAUUCAAAGUCCUGCUGUCAUGCUAAUUUGCUAAUAAAAGGCUAUAUUAGCUAAACUUGUGGGUUAGAAUUUGUUAUAAUAUCUAAAUGAGAGUAAAGGGGUUAGGC
Molecule: messenger RNA, 2326 nt
Organism: Triplophysa rosa
Lineage: Eukaryota; Metazoa; Chordata; Actinopteri; Cypriniformes; Nemacheilidae
Gene: eefsec
Product: eukaryotic elongation factor, selenocysteine-tRNA-specific
Exons: 7
Coding region: 220-1959 (579 amino acids)
Biological process (GO): selenocysteine incorporation
Molecular function (GO): GTPase activity; GTP binding; translation elongation factor activity
Source: RefSeq, a predicted model, not a curated record